Glossina fuscipes is the source of this 3406-nucleotide messenger RNA. Its product is annotated as SWI/SNF complex subunit SMARCC2-like. The transcript is spliced from 6 exons. Bases 84 to 3308 code for a protein of 1074 amino acids. Gene Ontology annotation, cellular component: SWI/SNF complex. Gene Ontology annotation, biological process: positive regulation of DNA-templated transcription. Lineage: Eukaryota; Metazoa; Arthropoda; Insecta; Diptera; Glossinidae. The record is from RefSeq and is a predicted model, not a curated record. Gene Ontology annotation, molecular function: histone binding; DNA binding.
UGUUGCGAAGAAAAGUCUUGUUUUUCUUUAAACAGAUUUACGGAAAUUUUUGCAAGAAUUUAUCACUAAUAAGUUGUAGUAAAAUGAAUACCUUAGGUCCGAAAGAGGAUGGUGGUCCAAACGUAGAAUUUUUUAAUUCUCCCGAAUCAUUGCAAGGCUUUGAAACAAUACGUUUAUGGCUGCAGAAAAAUUGCAAAAAGCAAUUAGCUAGUGAACCCAUAACUAAGGAGAGUUUAGCACAAUUGUUGAUUCAAUUUCUCCAGUAUGUGGAAGCUAAAUUGGGCAAAAAUUCCACAAAGCCGCCAGCGACACGCAUACCGAUGCGUUGCUUUAUGGAUUUCAAACCGAAUGGAGGUCUAUGUUAUAUAUUUGCCGCUAUGUUUCGCUUUCGUGACAAGCAAAAAGGGAAGAAAUUUGAUUUUACAGUCGGCAAGAAUCCCAUUAAAGAUCCAAACAUUCAAUUGCUGAGUGAUAUUGAGCAGGAAUUGGUUGAAGCAGAUCUUUAUCGAAUUCCGUAUAUCUAUAUAAGACCUGAAGUCGAUCUGGACAAGCAAUUGAGCACACGUUUGCGAGAAAUCUUAGCUACCCGUCGCGUGGAGAUAGUUUCAAAUGAAGAAGAUGCUACGCAUAUUAUUUAUCCCGUGGUCGAUCCGCACCACGAUGAAUACGCUCGUCCCAUUUUCAAACGUGGAAACCAUGUUAUGCUGCAUUGGUACUGCUUGCCGGAAUCGUAUGACACUUGGACGCCAAAUAAUUUCGAUUUGCCUGAUAAUAUACCCGAAAAUCCCGAGUCGCCAAUUGAACGCUGGCGAGUAUCGGCUUCAUGGAUUUUAGACUUGGAACAAUACAACGAAUGGAUGGCUGAAGAGGAUUAUGAAGUAGACGAAGCGGGUAAAAAGAAAAUGCAUAAGCAACGUUUAUCCGUAGAUUAUAUAAUGUCAUUUGGAAGUGAUGAUAAGAAAAAGUCGAGCAGUACAGGGGGAACGAAACAAAAGCGCAGACGUUCGCCUUCACCUGGGCCAUCAAAACCUGGCAAACGUAAGCGUUCUCCAGCCGUACUACAUAAAAAAUCUCGUAAUGAUGAUGACGAUGAGGAUUUAACGCGUGAUAUGGACGAUCCAUCUUCAGAAACAAAUUUGCAAGAAGUUAUUAAAACAUCAUCCUUGCAAUCCACUGCUAGUCCUGCACUUGGUAAUAAAUCUAGAGGUGAUAAUGAUAUGAUGCCAAUAAAAGGGGGUACAAUUACCGAUUUGGAUGAUGAAAUGACUGGAGGUAGUGCUGCGCAAGCUUUGUCUACUUGUGAUGGUGAAAAUUCACAAACUGGAAAGACGAGCGAUAAUAGCAAUACGCAAGAGUUCUCUUCAUCUGCUAAAGAAGACGUGGAAGAUAAUGUUACUGAGCAAACACAUCACAUAAUUGUCCCGUCAUACUCGGCCUGGUUUGAUUACAAUUCAAUACACACAAUUGAGAAACGAGCUAUGCCCGAAUUCUUUAAUUCGAAAAAUAAAUCCAAAACACCAGAGAUUUAUAUGGCUUAUCGCAAUUUCAUGAUUGAUACUUAUCGACUCAAUCCUACUGAAUAUUUAACCAGCACAGCCUGCCGUCGAAACCUCGCUGGCGAUGUGUGUGCUAUAAUGCGUGUUCAUGCUUUCCUUGAACAAUGGGGAUUAAUUAACUAUCAGAUUGAUGCCGAAUUACGUCCCACACCCAUGGGGCCACCGCCCACCUCACAUUUUCAUAUUCUAUCGGAUACUCCAUCUGGUUUGCAAUCACUGAAUCCGCAAAAGACUCAACAGCCAUCAGCUGCUAAAACUUUGCUCGAUCUCGACAAAAAACCUAUAAUUACAGCUAUAAAAGAAGGCAAAGAGGAUUCGUUAGAUAAAGCUCCGGUAACUGUAAAAACGGAACCUCUGGAAAAUGGGACAAAUACUUCAAGCCAGUUUGGCCUAAAACUGGAUCAAUAUGUAAAAAAACCGGCUGCAAUCAAAAAUCGUACCGCAGCAAAUGUGUCACGUGAAUGGACCGAUCAAGAAACUCUUCUACUAUUAGAAGGAUUGGAAUUGCAUAAAGAUGACUGGAAUAAAGUCUGUGAACAUGUUGGCACUCGCACUCAAGAUGAAUGCAUACUGCACUUUUUGCGUUUACCCAUUGAAGAUCCUUAUUUGGAAGAUGAUGGCGGUUUUCUAGGUCCUUUAGGUUGCCAACCGAUCCCUUUUAGUAAGACUGGCAAUCCAAUAAUGUCUACGGUUGCAUUUUUGGCCUCAGUGGUUGACCCAAGAGUAGCGGCGGCCGCCGCUAAAGCUGCGAUGGAAGAAUUCGCGGCCAUUAAAGACGAAGUACCAGCCACCAUAAUGGAUAAUCAUAUGAAAAAUAUUGAAAAGGCCUCGACAGCUGGAAAAUUUAAUCCUACUUACGGCUUGGCUAAUACCGGUAUUGCUGGCACUGGAACCGACAAAGAUGAUGAUGAUGUUAAUAACGCUGCUACCGUAGGCACAGUUUCUGCUGAUGAAGAUAUGAAGGAUAUAAUAAAGAAGGAAGACAUGUCGGGUGGAACGACAUCUAUUGAUGUAAGAGGGGAGGGUGGAAUUGAUGGUGAGACUUUAAAAGAAAGUGAGUCUAAACAAAUAUUUAAUGAGGUGAACGUGCAAACAGCUGCAGCUGCUGCGUUGGCUUCAGCAGCAGUGAAGGCAAAACAUUUGGCGGCAUUAGAAGAACGUAAGAUCAAAUCUUUAGUUGCGUUAUUGGUAGAGACUCAAAUGAAGAAAUUGGAGAUAAAAUUGCGACACUUUGAAGAACUUGAAACUACAAUGGAACGUGAACGAGAGGGCUUAGAAUAUCAACGACAGCAAUUGAUUACUGAACGUCAACAGUUCCACUUAGAACAAUUAAAGGCAGCUGAAUUUAGGGCGAGACAGCAAGCCCAUCACCGUUUACAAGAACAGCAAUGGCAAGGAACAUCACCAGCAGCAGCUGGAUCUACUUGUGCAAGUACUUUACCAGCUGGCAAUCAUUCCAUUGUUGGAGGCCAACCAAACGCCGGAUCACAAAUAUGUUCUGGCAGCACUAUGCCAAGCGCUCUUAGUGCUUCUCAAGCAUCUCCCCAUGUUAGUGGACCAAGUGCUGCGACCGCUUCACAUGCCGCUGCAACUACAGUCGUAGGUACUCCACUAUCCGGGCAAGCAACAAUGUCUAUGGAUGCCAGUCCCGCAGUAUCACUCGCAGUAUCAGACGGUUCGCAAGAAUCUUGCGUCACAAAUCAACAACCGCUGCAGACAAAUCCAACGACUCCAACGAUUACUUCUUCUUAAAACUUUGAAAUGUAUUAGUAUUAUUAAUUUUUACGCAGCUUUUCCAUUUACUAAUGCGAUUUUAAUUUUAUCCAAUUGAAGACGAUAAAUAGUCCAUU